AUGGGAACCUGGUUCUCAAAAAUAUCCGGGGUUCCGUACAUUUUUCCCGAAACAAGCUCCGUAACCUCUCCUCUUCGUCCUCCCCCGAUAGUUUCAUUCCUAUUUCAUUUGUUUUUAUGGAUCCCCUUCGACACCACCCUCUUCUCCAAUGCCCAAACCCUAACCCCCCUCGUCGCCUCCUCCUCCUCCUCCAUUAGGGCCGCGGCGGCGGAGGGCUCGGGGAAGCGGGGGGGUGUGGGGUGCGGGGGGUUUCGCUUCUUGGAUGGGCGCGAACGCGAACCCGAACCCGUCGGGGAACCAGGACGGGGCCUACAGGGCGGCGGCGGCGGCGGCGGCGGGGGCGGCGCCGCCGCUAAUGGAAACCCUAGGAACGGAUGCGUGGCUGCGGCGGUGGGCAAUUCGGCGACUGCACAGGCGCUGAAGCACAACCCGGGGAUAUCGCUCGAGUGGUCGGCGGAGGAGCAAGCCAUGCUGGAGAAGCGGCUUAAUGAGUAUGCAUCUUUGUCAAGUGUAGUUCGUUAUGCAAAAAUAGCCAUGGAAUUGGAGACCAAAACAGUACGAGAUGUGGCCCUGAGAUGCAGAUGGAUGAAUAAAAAGGAGAGCGGCAAGAGAAGGAAAGAAGACCAUAACUUGGCAAGGAAGAACAAAGAUAAAAAGGAAAAGAGUGCAGAUCCUUCAGCUAAACCGUCCUCCUCUCACUUAUCUGGACGGCCUAAUGUUCCUCCAUAUUCCCUGCCAACAAUAUCUAUGGAGGACGAUGACAUCUCAGUUGAGGCUAUUGGAGGUGCAACAGGAAAGCUUCUCCAGCGCAACACCGAGGUCUUAAAUCAGAUUUCUACAAAUAUCAAAACAAUGCAGAUACAGGAUAACAUCUCUCUAUUUUGCCAAAUUCGUGAUAAUCUAGCCACGAUCUUCAAUGAAAUAAAAGAUGUCCCUGAUAUAAUGAACCAGAUGCCGCCGAUUCCGGUGAAGAUAAACGAGGAGCUCGCCAACUCCAUGCUCCCGACGACUCCAUCACCCAUGCAAUCGUGAUAUAUCUCGUGCAACCCCCCCACUGUUCAUUUUGCAAAUAUAGUCUAGUGUUCAGUUCGCUCGGUAGCUCCUCUCUCUCUCUCUCUCUCUCUCUCUCUCUCUCUCUCUCAGUAGUUGGCUUCUUAUCUUUCUCUUUUUUCUUUCUCGAUCGGUUGAUAAUAAUGUAUUUAGCAUGCAAGCCUGUGAAAUAUUAGGAUAACUCUUUUAACUUUCCAAGUUGAUGUAAACCGUGUACAAUAAUAAUAAAUAUUUUUUUGUAAGCAUUAGUUUGUUAGACUGGUGGGAAGGAAAUAAUAAGUUCUCUGU
Ananas comosus (pineapple) is the source of this 1338-nucleotide messenger RNA. RefSeq lists its product as uncharacterized. The coding region runs from base 1 to 1032 and encodes 343 amino acids. The record is from RefSeq and is a predicted model, not a curated record. NCBI's taxonomy places the organism in Eukaryota, Viridiplantae, Streptophyta, Magnoliopsida, Poales, Bromeliaceae. The transcript has 9 exons.